Oryctolagus cuniculus (rabbit) is the source of this 2380-nucleotide messenger RNA. RefSeq names its product lymphocyte cytosolic protein 2 (gene LCP2). NCBI's taxonomy places the organism in Eukaryota, Metazoa, Chordata, Mammalia, Lagomorpha, Leporidae. Gene Ontology annotation, biological process: intracellular signal transduction; cell surface receptor protein tyrosine kinase signaling pathway. The record is from RefSeq and is a predicted model, not a curated record. Gene Ontology annotation, molecular function: protein binding.
GAAGAGACCAUAUUUGUUCGCAGAGGAAGCUGCUGCUUUCUGGGAUCCGACUACAGCAGAAAAGACGUCUGCUCCAACAAGGCCAAUCCAGGGGCAGCUGGGAGUUGGGAGAGCCAAGGACGCCUCCAAGAUCUGGAUUUGGGGUUCUCUGUCCAUGGGUGCAGCAUCCACGCUCAACCUGUGAGCCCCCUCCUAGGACAGUGGCCAUGGCACUGAGGAACGUGCCCUUUCGCUCCGAAGUCCUCGCCUGGGACCCUGACAGCCUUGCUGACUACUUUAAGAAGCUCAACUACAAGGACUGUGAGAAGGCGGUGAGGAAGUACCACAUCGAUGGGGCUCGGUUUUUGAACCUGACCGAAAAUGACAUUCAGAAGUUCCCUAAGCUCCGGGUGCCGAUCCUCAGCAAGUUAAGUCAAGAAAUCAACAAGAAUGAGGAGAGGAGGAGCAUUUUCGCACGCAAACCCCAAGUGCAGCGCUUCCCUGAAGAGACAGAGAACCACGAGGAGGACAAUGGGGGCUGGUCGUCCUUUGAGGAAGACGACUAUGAAAGCCCCAACGAGGACCCGGAUGGGGAGGAGGAUGGCGACUACGAGUCCCCCAACGAGGAGGAGGAGGCGGCGCCCGCGGAAGACGACGCGGACUACGAGCCACCGCCCUCCAACGACGAGGAGGCCCUACAGAACUCCAUCCUGCCCGCCAAGCCUUUCCCCAACACCAACUCCAUGUACAUCGACCGGCCCCCCUCGGGGAAAGUCUCCCAGCAGCCACCUGUGCCCCCGCAGAGACCGAUGGCUGCCCUCCCUCCCCUGCCAGUCAGCCGGAAUCACUCGCCACUACCCCCGCCCCAGCCUAACCCAGAGGAGCCGAGCAGAAGUCGAAACCACAAGACAGCAAAGCUCCCUGCUCCUUCGAUAGACAGAAGCACAAAACCUCCCCUUGACCGUUCGUUAGCUCCCUGUGACAGAGAGCCCUUCAUACUAGGAAAGAAGCCAGCAUUUUCUGACAAGCCCUCGGCUCCAGCGGGGAGGCCUCUCGUGGAGCAUUUAUCCAAGAUACAAAAGCCUCCUUUACCACCAACCACGGAAAGACACGAAAGAAACAGCCCCCUGCCGGGAAAGAAGCCACCUGUGCCCAAGCAUGGAUGGGGACCAGAAAGAAGAGAAAAUGAUGAAGAUGAUGUACAUCAAAGACCUUUGCCUCAGCCAGCACUGCUUUCCAUGAGCUCCAACACUUUCCCUUCGAGAUCUACCAAGCCAAGCCCCAAGCACCCCUUCCCAUCAUCCCACAUGCCCGGAGCAUUCUCAGACAGUAACAGCAGCUUUCCACAGAGUGCUUCCCUGCCACCAUACUUCUCUCAAGGCUCCAGCAACAGAUCACCUCUCAGAGCUGAAGGCAGGAACUUGCCCAUCCCGGUGCCAAGCAAACCCCAGCCACCAUCCCCUGGGGAAGAGGAGAAUUCAUUAAAUGAAGAGUGGUAUGUUUCUUACAUUACCCGACCGGAGGCAGAAGCUGCUCUGAGAAAGAUAAACCAGGAUGGCACUUUUCUGGUUAGAGACAGCUCUAAAAAAACAAUAAGCAACCCGUACGUCCUCAUGGUGUUGUACAAAGAUAAAGUUUACAACAUCCAGAUCCGUUAUCAGGAGGAAAGUCAAGUGUACUUGCUGGGAACUGGACUCCGAGGGAAAGAGGACUUUUUGUCUGUGUCAGAUAUUAUUGACUACUUCAAGAAAAUGCCACUUCUGCUCAUUGAUGGGAAAAAUCGAGGCUCCAGAUACCAGUGCACAUUAACACAUGCUGCAGGGUACCCAUAGCAAGUUAGCCAAGCAUAUGGACCUUCCUCCUGCCUCUGUUGCCAACACAAGGAGAUCUGUCAACCUUGGUGGAUGGAUGAGCACUUAGAAUGGACUCAGACUCAACAUGAACACAGAAUUUUGCCCUUCCCUUUAAAAAAGAGUUUGAAACAAAGACUGUCAAAUAUCCCAUAAUUUAUUUAUUCUUCAUUGUAAAGUUAAUGGGUAAUCAUGUUCACACUAGAAGCCUAGUACUGUGCUACAAUAAUUCACUUUCACAAAUGAAUCUUUGGAUGCUCAUUUCAAAAGUACAGUAGUUUACACCAUUAGAAAAAUAAUCUGGGGCAAGUUUUAAAAUACUGAAACAAAUAGCUUUGGUAAUCUAUAAAACUGAUUUAAUAGCCAAACCUUUGUCAGUGAGAGUCAGUCAUCAGCUUUAUACAUGUAAUCUGAAUGAUACGAUUUCUUUCGUCAGCAGUAAUAAUUUAAAAGUCUUCAAAAAUCUGAUUUCAUUCCUUCUUUGCUGUUUUUUUACUGGUGAGAUUUUUGUGUAUUAUUUGUAUGAAAAGAUAAAUGCCGUGUUGGGCUAA